AUGAUGCUGCCGGAGGACUUGAUCAUGGUGGAGGACAUUAUUACCCCGGCGUAUGAUCUCAUCGCAACGCCGAGUCAGACUCACCGUGCGAGAAAGCACAGGGCUACCCGCAGCCGCGUUCGCUUCUGCAUUCUGUCCAGUGCAACGCAGUUUUACAUCGCCUGCCCAGCUUCAGCCUCAAACAGCGGCUCACGUCUGCUUCAAGAAAAGCUUCUUCAACCACAACUGCUUUGCUCACAGCUUCAAAACACCAAAGCAGAAGCAACUGGACUGAAAGCGUAUUGCAACUUGCACACCAAACAAGCAGGGCGCGCUUCUUCGGCGCAGGGGCCGCUGUUAUGUACGCCUGGCGGUACAAGAUAUGCAAUGCCGACCAUGUCCAGUCUAAGUCCAGAUCACCUACCCGAACAAUGCGUCUGCGCACCUCAGCUGCUCCAUGCAGCGCCGGCAGCGGAUGCGCGUAAGGAGAUCAUCUUUCACCUGGCUGGACUCCUACAGCAGCACGGCGUUGAACAGAUCGCUGACGUUUUGGUUCUCAGCACAGGCUCCCCCUUGACUGAUGCAGUUAGCCAAACUCUUCAGGAUGGCUGGAAAGCGUACGAGAAGCACCUGCUACUGCGCUGCGAAUGCCGCGAUGACACCGUGUAA
Messenger RNA from Symbiodinium natans, 648 nucleotides. The record is from the annotation of a GenBank genome assembly. NCBI's taxonomy places the organism in Eukaryota, Dinophyceae, Suessiales, Symbiodiniaceae.